ACAUCGAUCGAGAUGUCUACCACACCUUAUUCUUGAUAUUCAACGCAAUGCAGGGAGUUGCUUUCUUCCUGUUUUACGUUCUCUUAAAUGAAAAAGUCCGCGAACUAAUUCUUUCUGCUUGGGAAUGGAAGAACUCUUUUACAGAAACACCAUUUGAUGAUCAUGAGGCCAUUGAAAUCGAAGAAGAAAAGGAAAAAGAUAAAAAGAAAGGAAAAAACAAACCAGCGGGCAAAGAAAACAGUGCCCAAGACGGAAAACAAAAGAGACUGGAGAACAAACCAAAUGAGGCUGCUAUAAGUAGCAUACAGACGGUGACCGAAGCAGCCUCCGACAAUAAAAGUAAGGACAAAGGAAAUUCUUCGGAUACCAAGCCAGAUGUUCAGGAUAAAACACGAAAAUAUGAGGGUAUGGUUUGUGUAACUGUUGAGAGAUCACCCAGAAAAGUUGCCCCCUAUAGAGCCAAACAAGAAGACCACUUCGACGUCAAAAGCGACAGAGCCAAAGCGAAAGGAAGAAUGUAUGCAUGGGUCCACAAAUGAUCGAAGGACCGCAAAUGAUCCCGGACCGUAAAUGAUCCCCAAAUUGGACUGCAAAUGAUCCCACACCGGAAAUUAUCUCUGAUGGCGACCCAUCUGAUCCCAACUGGCUUCUUUUUGUAACUUUUUUCACAUUACGAUGUUAUGAAUGGCACCUUCAUAAACGGAAUUAGAAUUCUCUUUACUAUAUACCUUUAAAUUAUGACCGAGAUUUUUUUCAAUAACACAAUAGACGCUACAUAUUCUUCCUUAACUAGUUACACAUUGGUAUGCCGGCGUGGUAUACCGUUCUAUCCCUAAAUCAAAUUGUGUCAGUCUAUUGACGUCACCCGGCUGGCAACAACAGCAACAAUUUUAAUAAAAACAACAAAUACAACAA
Messenger RNA from Pocillopora damicornis (cauliflower coral), 915 nucleotides. RefSeq lists its product as uncharacterized. Lineage: Eukaryota; Metazoa; Cnidaria; Anthozoa; Scleractinia; Pocilloporidae. The record is from RefSeq and is a predicted model, not a curated record.